Perkinsus marinus ATCC 50983 is the source of this 729-nucleotide messenger RNA. RefSeq lists its product as hypothetical. NCBI's taxonomy places the organism in Eukaryota, Perkinsozoa, Perkinsida, Perkinsidae. The coding region runs from base 1 to 729 and encodes 242 amino acids. The record is from RefSeq and is a predicted model, not a curated record. The transcript is spliced from 7 exons.
AUGCCUAUUGCCGGUUCUAAGUUCGUACUUCUAGGAGCCGAGUUAUCGACUAAGAUAGAAUUGUUGCCGAUUGUGACGGCCUUAUACGGUAUCCGAGCUCACCCGUACACCCCUCCAGGGCGUAAGAGCUGGUCUAAGCAGCACCUCAAGUUGCGGACACCUCGACCGUUAACUGAUAGAUUCACAAUGGGCAACUUACAUCCGAAUAAGGAAUGGUGGCGAGAACGCCGUGUCGCUCCGCCCACAUUCAUGGGCUUCCCUGAUGUUGCUAAAAUUGAGCUGCGUGGGGGAGAGUUAUACGCUGAGAAGAUGGAUGCCCCCACUGUGGCCAUCAUUAUGGCGAAGUGUCUGAAGGAUGACAUAGGAGCACCCGGUAUCUGGAACAAGCUGGUGUGGCGGGCACAGCAUCUAGCGUGUCAGUCGACUGAGCCGGAGAUAUGCUACAUAUGGAGAGCUGUUAGUCAAAGAGAUUGGUACGACUCGCAUUUUGUGGCCACCUUCCUCGGCCGUUUGGACCGUCGGUUGCCGAUGUUUGCUAUACAUGACUGCAGUAUUGCUCUGGAAGGGUUCAUCAAUGACAAAUUCAAGAACGAAAGGUUGAAGAUGCGAGUCGGAUACGAGCGACGUAUCUUGGAUCAAGUUGAGCUUCUGCUAGUCAAUCGCGAUGAUUUUCGAGUGGAUGGUUUAUGCAAACUUGCCAGAAGGCUGGGGCCCUUGAUUGUGGAAUGA